AUGAAUACUAGGAACAUGUUUCUUUUGCUGGUUGUAAUGGUGGUUCUCACAACACAAUGUAGUGCAAGGUCAUUGGUUGAUACAAAUGAUGAUAUAGCUGUUCGAGAGGAAGAUCUUCUCAGUUUUUAUGAAAACCUGAUGAAAUACUUGAAGCCAACCGCCAUAAGUGGCGAAGAGGUGCCAGUGUUCGACAGUUCAAUUUCACCAGCGAAUGCACCAGAACCCACUCCUGUUCCAGAACCCUCACAUAAGCACAAACACCACCAUCACAAGCAUGAGCAUGAAGAGCAUCAUCACAAGCAUGACCAUGAAGAGAAUGAACAUCACCAUCACAAGCAUGAGCAUAAAGAUCAUCAUCACAAGCAUGAACCAAAAGCGUUGCCACCAACCACUCCUACAUCAGCACCAGCACAAUCUCCUGAAUCUUUCAGUUUCAUGACAUGGAUGUGGUGA
Molecule: messenger RNA, 453 nt
Organism: Helianthus annuus (common sunflower)
Lineage: Eukaryota; Viridiplantae; Streptophyta; Magnoliopsida; Asterales; Asteraceae
Exons: 1
Coding region: 1-453 (150 amino acids)
Source: RefSeq, a predicted model, not a curated record